CUUACACUGGCACGGGCUUAAUUUCGUUGUUGCUGUCUCGACGAACGCCAUCUUCGUUUCCCGCUUUCCAUCCAUCAACCCAACCAUGAAGAGGCUUUCCGCCAGUCCGCAGGCCGGUCCUCAUCGAUGCAGCACCGCAUCAACUUUUCACACGGAUGCCGAUGCAUCGCCCAGGUCAGCGCCGUCGCCGUUGGCCGACCGGAACGCGGUCUCGACGUGGCUAUGGCGCUUGGACAUCAGCCUUCUAAUCGUCAUGGUCCUCUUGACCAGCUACAUAACUCAGCUAGCCAUACUUGCGGACGCUGUGCCGAUCAAUGUGGCCAUCGCACAGCUGGUCAUUGGAGUCCUCUGGCUCAUCUGCACUGUUUCCAUGGGCUUCUUUGCAUCCGACUCGGCCGAGUGGCGCCAGAUCACUCCAAGACAUUCAACCUUUAUCGCCGUCGAGGACAGCCGGGAUCAACUAUUCGACCUUCGGCCGCCCAUGCGCGAAGGCCAUGAUGCCCGCGCCAUCGACAAGCAUUCUCAGCAACCCGCUGUUCCCAGCCCCUCACGGGAAAGUCAGCCUGGCGCACUUAAGCCAACACGCGACCUGGACGUGCAGGACGCGAAUGACGAAGGCAUCGUGUCGGAGCUGGUGUCGGAGUCUUUGUCUGAUCCAUGGCAAGAUGCUGCUGCGACUGACGCGCCACCAACUGGCGAGCAGCAAGUACCAGCGUCAUCUAACGUCGACAGCCUCAUCCCCAACUCCCUCAGCUCACUUGCCUGCGAAGACGAGCCAACUACAGUUCCUCUCACACGAGCGGCACGCCAGAGAGACAAGAGCUGGACAGCCCGCACCUGCGCAUGGCUGGGUAAAAGGGUCAGCUUUCGCUCGCGGCAGGGCGAGAUCAAAUUGAAAGAAGUGACAGAAUGGGAUGAUGAGGAGAAUGGAUUCGUUGUGAUCGAGAAGAGGUAGAUCGAGAAACCUUCCUUUAGACAAAGAGACGGACAGCAAACAUCUUUGUAUGUGUGUUCUCUGUGGAUGUCCUUUCAUCUUCAGCGAGGUUUUUCCCCCCGCAACACUCCCCGCAUCACCCCAGCCAUACAACACUACACGACAGGCGGAUCAGAGCAGCCUGCACGUCAGAAAGAGGCCAAGGGCGGAGACAUGAUAAAGCAACAAUGGAGAGACAUGGUGCUUGUCUGCUUGCAGGAACCAACGUUGAUAGAGCGGUAUCAAAGCUGGAUUGAGGAGUCAUGAGAGUGGUUCGGAGGCGGAGUUGCCCGACAAGGACGAGGCGGCAUGACACUGUGGGCGGCCUGCUGGCCGCCCGUCGAGACGGACGUCGAGUGGUCCGUCCAGCAUAAAAUGACACAACAGCCCGCUUUCCGCUCGCACAGCUCAAGAGGCAAAGCCAGCAUCCUGAACUGCCAGCGGCUCUCGAGGAUGCGCAGAAGAAACAG
Vitrella brassicaformis is the source of this 1443-nucleotide messenger RNA. The record is from the annotation of a GenBank genome assembly. NCBI's taxonomy places the organism in Eukaryota, Vitrellaceae.